Molecule: messenger RNA, 858 nt
Organism: Trichoderma citrinoviride
Lineage: Eukaryota; Fungi; Ascomycota; Sordariomycetes; Hypocreales; Hypocreaceae
Product: small GTPase
Exons: 4
Coding region: 1-858 (285 amino acids)
Biological process (GO): regulation of exit from mitosis
Cellular component (GO): spindle pole body
Molecular function (GO): GTP binding; GTPase activity
Source: RefSeq, a predicted model, not a curated record
AUGGACAUCUCCCAGCAGCAAGACCUGGGCCCCGACGACACCAUUGCCGGCUUCGACGGCGCAUCCGAAGCCGCCUCCAGCAAUGGCCUCCACCACCAGCAGAGCCACUCGUUCGACCAUAGUAUUGCCGGCAGCCUGAGGCAGGAGGAAGACUCGCCCAGCCGACACACCCCUCCGGUCUCUUCGCUCUCGAGACCGGCUAGCGGCCUGUCCAACCCGGCCCCUCCGCCCGCCUACAAUGACUAUCGGCCGAGUUCGAGCGAACAAUCGAACGGCCGGAGCCACGUGGUGAUCAAGGUCGGCAUGGUGGGCGAUGCCCAGAUUGGCAAGACAUCGCUCAUGGUCAAGUACGUCGAGGGUAGCUGGGACGAGGACUACAUCCAGACGUUGGGUGUCAAUUUCAUGGAGAAGACGAUUAGCAUCCGCAACACCGAAAUCACGUUUUCCAUCUGGGACCUGGGCGGCCAGCGCGAGUUUGUCAACAUGCUCCCGCUGGUCUGUAACGACGCAGUUGCCAUCCUGUUCAUGUUUGACCUGACACGCAAGAGCACGCUCAACAGCAUCAAGGAGUGGUAUCGGCAGGGGCGAGGAUUCAACAAGACGGCCAUUCCUGUCCUGGUUGGUACCAAGUACGACCACUUUGUCAACUUUCCGAUUCAGGACCAGGAGGAAAUUUCCAGCCAGGCCAGACGGUUUGCCAAAGCCAUGCGGGCGUCUCUGAUUUUCUCAAGUACAAGCCAUAGCAUCAACGUGCAAAAGAUUUUCAAAAUUGUCCUGUCCAAAGCGUUUGACCUCAAGUGCACCAUUCCCGAAAUCGAAAACGUCGGCGAGCCGUUAUUACUAUAUCAGUCUGUGUGA